GCGGUCAUUUCAAAAAAUGUUUUAAAUGUCAAGUUAAAUGUUUUUAACAUACCUAAAAUACAUUCUUCUCAUGGAUUUAUGUUUCUUACAUGCGUGGAAUGUAAGAGUUGCAGAUCAUGUGCAAAAGGCUCUUUUUCUUAUGUAAGGUAAAAAAUGUCAUCAUCGACUUUUUCUACUUUGGUUCAAACGAAAUCCAUUAAACAAGUUCUUUCGCCAAUUGCCACUCAAGUGUCCAACUUGAUAUAUUUGAAUGACAAAGGCCCACAGAAUCAGCAUGGUUUUCAAGACUUUGUUGCAUCGGCCGAACAUAUUUUCAAUACUGUGCAAGCCUUGACUGACACUGGAUGUCGGUUGGCACAAGAGACAUAUGACGAGCAAUUACGUUGUGAUAUGCCUAAGGCAUGCAGUCAAGUCCUUGAGGCUGGAAGUAACUUGUUGUCAGCGGCAAGACAACUAAGAGUUGACCCAAACAAUGAAUCAAUAAGAACAUUAUUGGGUCAGUCUGCCCGAAAAGUUCUUGAAUACACCGUGAAUGUUCUUCUUACUUCCGAUGAUGCAGAAGUGCGAAAGAUCAUUUGUGAAGCAAAUACCGUCCUUAAAAUUCUAUGGGAUUUGAUGAAAUUUCAGACUUGGUUGGAAUUCAGAAAGCACUUUCAAAUAUUCCAUGACAGAGUUUCGCAGUUCCUGCAUUCUUGUGAAAUGAGACGAAAUGAACUUGUCAGCCCUGUUCAACAAGAAGUUAUAUCAGCUUCGAUGGACAUGGUUUUGAAAGCCGAACCAAAAUUGUUGUCCAUCAGCCACGAGUACCUACAAAAUCCAAACCAGAUAACGCUGAAGGCUGCACGUGACAACGUCGUGGGGGAAAUACUUAAGGCAUGCACGCAAAUCAUGCAGAUUGUUGAAACUAAAACUUCGGCUGCAGAAUACACAACAAGAGAGGCUGCGUACAGUCAGACUUGGGAUGGUGGUGGAAAUGAGAACUUGUCGCAGAAACAGAUCAGAUCAAAACCUAGUGUGUUGCCGUCAACGAGUGAGAAUUUGGAUAUGCCGUCACCUAGUGUGCUGCAGUCGACAAGUGACGACCAGGACCGAGCGUUGCCGAGCGGAUUGCCUUUACCGAGUGAUGACUUGGAUUACUAUCUAGACGCAAUUGUGCGCAACAGUUUGGCCGUUGCUGAAAAAUGUGAAAAUCAGAAACGCAAAAUUCGAAUCGCCCAAGCUUGUCAUGAGGUUCUGGAAACGCGAAAUGAAUUAAAUAAAGCUCAGGAAGUCCUAUCGUCCAAACCAAUGUCUGAGAGACUUAGAAACGAGUUUGACUUAAAGGCGGACAAAUUGCAACAGUGUUUGCGAUCGUUGGAUUGUCGUGUUACCAUGUCGAUCAUUGCCGACAUGUGCACGGUGUUCUCCGAUGUGGACACCCAGCUUCAUAACGUGGUAACUGCGGCAACCAUUCCUUUGCCUAACGACAGUUUGUUGAACUAUAACCAGGCAAUGAGUCGACUGAAGCAAUCUCAACAGGCUUUCCUCGGCUAUUCUGAAAGACUUUGCCAGGCUGCAUCUAAUGCAUCAUCUGUGGCUGCUGAACCACACCACGUCUACAUGAUACGCUCUGUGAUUGGACAAAUAGAGGCUAUCACUCCCCAGAUUAUCGGCAUAUCUUCGGAGGUCCGUCAACAGCCACAAAACGGCCAAAACGUACAAAAUCUGAAGGCCCUUCAACAGACAUGGCGAAAGCAAGUCGACACACUGUCUGAUCUCUCUUUGCACUCCGUUACUUCUGCGGAUUUUCUCGACACGACCGAAGCGUUAUCUAGAGAAUGUCUCAUCAAAUGUCAAGACGCACUGACCGCGUUAGAUUUCGAGAAGUUGACUCAGGAGAUAACGUUGUUGGUCGGUAUGUCUCAAAAAGCUGUUCAAGUAUGCGUCAGCGAAACACAGCGCACAGCCGAUCCGCUUUUCAAGGGCAGAUUGACAGAGAUUACGUCACGUGUCAAUUCUGUCUUACCAGAAGUAGCCUCGCUAUCAACCGAGGUUAUUUGCCACAUUCACGAUUCACGCAACCACGUGAAGUUCUUAGAACAAGCAAUGGUACUUGUGGAUAAAUUAGGUGAAAUGAGAUCAAUCGUAAAGAGAUCACCUCUUUAUCUUAAAGACAACAGCUUUCAAGAUGUCGAUCACAAGCAAGUCGCUGCCCCGUCGAUUUAUUUGAGCCACACUCCCACAGGUUAUCAUUCGAGUCAGGAGAUUUCUAACGUACGACUCACUCCGAGCCCCCUAAACAACACCAACAGCGGUAAUUCAAGAAGUGGAUUGAUGGGCAGAAAUAGCCCAGUUGAUGAAAAUGCUCUCGUGAGAAAUGGCAGCAGUUUAACUGGAAGAGAUAGUGGAAUUGUUUUGAAUACAGGCAACGUUGCAGCGAACAAUUCACCUGUGUCACAAUUAUCUCCAGGCGUACGAAAGAAUCGUGCCUCCCAUGACAUAGAAAGUUAUGUGGAAGAGACAAGGCGCUGUCUGUUGCUUGGAUUAGUCCUCGUUGAAGCUGACGAUAUUCAAAUGCUACGAAAGCUUUCGGCUUUGCUACGUUCGUCUCCGAUGUCUCUAAUGUCACGAUUACUCGACGCCGUGUCACAAUCAGACUACGCUUUAGUUGAGAGGCGUUGUAACGAGUUGGCGCGUCGUGCAGCAAGUUUAAAGGACUUUGUCGACGAGCCAGCUUUAAGACGAGCAAAAAACAAAGAAGUAUCAAGUCUUGCGAUCAACAAAUCCUCGGAGGUUUACGAAAGCACGGCUGAUGUCGUGCAACUCGCGUGGAAAGUGGCUGCCAAUCCCGGAGACUCGAAGGCGAGCUCUCAACUUCGCUUGAAAUGCGAUAAAUGGAGCGAAGAACUGGACAUCGUUCGUGCAACUGUGGACAAGUUAGUCAAUCCGUGGUCUGCUUUCGCUUCAUGUGUUGUGAUUGCCAUCACUCUGAAAGACCAAAAAUUACUUUUACAGCAGAUAAAGAACUUCAGGGUCCACGUACUGCGCUUGCGUGAAUUGGCGUCUUCCGCAAAAGCUGCGGCUGAUGCAGAAGAUGCGGUCGACGUCAGCGGAGAGGGGGAAGUACCAGCGAGAAACCUGGACUCGUUAAAAAGAAUCGAACUUGUCAUGGUAAAGUCCGCUGAAAUGGACGAGUUGACGAACCGGUUCAUUAUAUUUGUUAAGGAAAUCAUGAAAAACUUCGACAAAUCUCCCGACUUCAUCACAUUGGAAUUCCUUCGUCGCGAUUGGGCUUGCAAGGUUCAGUCUCUAAUUUUCGCUGUCGAUGAUAUCACAGCUGGGACUUCGGCACCUGUCGAUGGCAUCUGCACGGCAGCAUUGCAUGGUAAUGCUCAGGUCGUCAGAGAUCGUGGAAAGUUAUUGAACACGUACAUUGUCAAUCUGAAAGAAAUGGCGGACGGCUGUUCGGCUUAUUGUCGAGACAAGGAAAAGGCAAAUAAAGCACAAGAGACUGUGGAAUGUGUUGUGGAGCUUACACAGAAAUUUCAGGACGCUGUGUUGAUCGUACGAGACAAAGUACGAGGUGACAUGAGCACUGUAGAGGCAAGUUUGUCUUUUACGUCACACGCGGAGAAAAUGGUUUUGUUGCAACGAGAGUGGUCUGCAAAGGUUCAUCUAUUCACUUCCCUGAUUGACGACAUGACCGCUGACGUUUCAGCUCACGUGGACAGGCUCGCGGGCGCAGCACUAAACGUGAGUCGUGUUGACCGCAACAUGAAACUGGAGUACUUACGCGAUUUCGAAGGGCAGUCCAAUAAACUUUCGUCAAAAGUGGCUCGCGUCAGAAAUCACGCGUGUUUAACAAUCAGUAACAGUGCAGACGAGGAGAAAGUUAGAAUGGUUAGAGUCACGUGUGACUUUUUAGAUCGCCUUACACCACAAGUAAUUGCUGCUGCAAGAGGCUUAGCGGAUAAUCCCGAUCAACCGACUGUGGAACACUUUCAAAUGUUACGUCGUCAGUGGUCAUCACGUGCCCAUUUCCUGAUGGCAAACCUGAAAGGUUUGAAAAACGUUCAAUACUCCUCCGUGGAAGCUAUCACAAAAGAACUUUUGGGCUCCCUCGAUGAUACAGAACAGCGAAAUAAUGCGAUGUAUACCUAUGGUCAUACUUUAAGAGAUACCGCACUUUAUUAUAACUCUCCCAUCGAUCCAUCAACAUCAAAUGGUAUCCAUUCAAAUGGCAAUCCUGUUUAUUCACGUACUUCAUCGAUGAAGGGAGCUGUUGCCACAGGCGAACGUGUGGAUGUAACUAGCACGAAGGAACGUAUAGAUGAUCUUAAGGACUCGUUAAAUGAAAUUGAUGGUUUGGUGACAUCUUUGAGUGAUUUUGCCUUACAAACUCAGAAAUCGGACAUUGGACCUCAAGAUUGCAGUAUUCGAUCAAGUGAGGCCUCCAGCUUGUUAAGUCGCUACGACUGUUCUCAAAUAAACCAUACUGAAAAUAAUGGAAGAGAAAUGGAAAGAGUGAGGGAUCAGUUUGAUGGUUCACAAGACUCGUUGCUUCGUAUCGAUUCGACAGAGUCGUUGGACGAAACUGAUAUGAGCCGCCCUUUUUAUGGUCCAGCAGUAAUCCGAAGGACUUCGAGUUUGGAUGGCUUAAGUAAACCAUGGAGAACGAAUGGAUUAGUGGACGCUAAACGAAAGAAAUCAUCUUCUUCCAUAGCCCGUGCUGCGGCCCAUUUACGAGACGAAACAGAGAAGUGGGAGGACGAGAACAACAGUUUUGUGCGCGUGUCAAAAUCCAUCGCUCGUCACAUGUUCACGAUCGCAGAUAUAACAAGAAAACGAAGUAGUAGAAAGGAUACUUACGAAAUGAUGAGGAAUGCAGAGAAUAUUAUUAAUGAAUGUCGAGUCAUUUUUGAGUUUGUAAAAAUCAUCGCUGAGCAGUGCGCGGAUCAACAGUCUAAAGAAAGUGUACUUCGUUUGGCACAAGCCAUUCGCUCUUUGGGCACAAGGCAACUUAAUAUCGUAUCGUGUUUGAAGUGUGCAAGUCAAGAUAGAUUAGUUGAAAACAUAAUCGUUAGAAGUUCUCACAAUUUGACAAAUGCCAUAGUUCAAACGAUGAGGGCUGUUGAGCGUGCAACGAUCAAGGGCCUCAGCCGUCCCUCCGAAACAGACGAUGGUCAUAUAGAAGAAACCAGCGUUGUUUUCGAAUGGAAAAGAAAAUUAAAACGUGAAAAAAGUUUGGAAGCGACAUCGCUUGAGCAAGGGAACGUGAGUCGACGCAUGCUUGAUAAGAGCCUCUCCAAUUCAUCUUUAGUGACUCUUUUGGAUAUCUAAAACUGAAGGAAGGAAUCAUGUGAUUGCUGAAAUCGAGCUUAUUUUACAGUAGUUACACAUUUCAUAAAGUUUUGAAGUUGUGUGCGAAUUUUGUUUCGCGUCUCGAGGAAUUGACAAUUUUGCAUUUUAUAUUACUUUCAUGAUACUACUUUAUUUUCCCAUAGCAACCUUUGGAUAUAAGAAUGAAAUCCAAUCAAGCAGGUUGCCAAAAAAAUCAGUUACCAAUAGGAGUAUGUGGAUACUCUUAUUGUCUAUGUUAAGUUCUUCUGCGCAUACGGUUGUCACGGCAAGCGGCUAUCAAUUCAAAAAUGUGAAUAAAUUACGUAUUUAGAAA
Molecule: messenger RNA, 5653 nt
Organism: Xenia sp. Carnegie-2017
Lineage: Eukaryota; Metazoa; Cnidaria; Anthozoa; Malacalcyonacea; Xeniidae
Exons: 30
Coding region: 154-5319 (1721 amino acids)
Biological process (GO): cell-cell adhesion; cell migration
Cellular component (GO): catenin complex; adherens junction
Molecular function (GO): actin filament binding; beta-catenin binding
Source: RefSeq, a predicted model, not a curated record